This is a messenger RNA of Halteromyces radiatus, 1082 nucleotides long. RefSeq names its product signal transduction histidine kinase. Gene Ontology annotation, cellular component: cytoplasm; nucleus. Gene Ontology annotation, biological process: phosphorylation; phosphorelay signal transduction system. The record is from RefSeq and is a predicted model, not a curated record. Bases 91 to 672 code for a protein of 193 amino acids. Lineage: Eukaryota; Fungi; Mucoromycota; Mucoromycetes; Mucorales; Cunninghamellaceae. The transcript has 3 exons. Gene Ontology annotation, molecular function: histidine phosphotransfer kinase activity; protein histidine kinase binding.
UUUUUUUUUUUUAUUUCCUUUUAUCUUGAUCUAUAUCCUUCUUACCCAUAUACAUAGUCAUACGUAUCAUUGACCAUAUUUAGGUUUGUCAUGUCUGCAAAAGAACCUAUUCCUACAUCCACUCCUGCCAAUGUUACAACAACGACCACUACUACUAAUUCAACUACUGCAACCGAGCAACAUUCCGACAAGUCAACAGAAGGGUCUAUAUUGCAAGAACAAUCAACUUUGAAGAAUGGAGAAGACACAGACGAUUCAAAGGUGGUAAAUAUAGACGAUCUUAUUGAUAUGAAUACGUUUGACCAACUGUUAGAUAUGGAUGAUGACGACGAUCACGAAUUCUCUUACAGUAUUGUGUUGGACUAUUUUAGACAAGCCGAAGCUACUUUUGAAGAUAUGGAUGCUGCUUUAGACAAAGAAAACUUGCGAGAACUAUCUCGAUUAGGUCAUUUUCUCAAAGGAAGUUCAGCUGCUAUUGGUUUGAAAAAGGUCAAAGCAACAUGCGAAAAGAUUCAAAAUAUUGGUAACUGCAAGGAUGAAACUGGAAGUAGUGAAUUGAACGAAGGUGAUGCGUUGGUCCAAAUAUCUCCAUUAUUACCUCAAGUCAAGGCCGAAUAUUCUGAAGCUGAAGAAUAUCUCAAGAACUUUUAUGAAGUACAAGAAUCUCGAUAAACUUCUUCCUUUCUCUCUAUUAUCCAUCAUUCUCAUAUAGUAUCAUUUAUCUAUCGCUUCCUUUUUUUCUUGUAUCUUUCUUUUAACUAUCCAUAGUAUCUUUUUUUUUCCCUCUUUUUCCCCCUUUUCCCCAAUCCGUCAAAACGAUUCCUCCUAAUUACUUUCCCUUUAUCUAUCCCCACCCUCUUUCUAUCAUCUUUUUUUUUUAUCUUUUGGAAACAGCUGAUCUGUUCUUCUCUCUUCAAAUACAAAUAUAUAUACAUAUAUAUCUUCCCUCAAAAAAAAAAGUGUCCUGUCUAUCUAUUUUCAUCUCUUUCUCUUUCUCUCUAUAUAUAUAUACGUGUUUAUGAUGAUGUCCUUGCCGAAAGAAAUAAUAAAAAAAAAACCCAUUUGAAUUCUGAAUGAUUGUC